CUGAACAGGACGCUCAACUCUGGAGUAUGCACCUGGGGGAAGAGAAGAUAUUAGCGCCUGGAGACAGCUUGUAUUUGUAAUUUAUGCGCUUCAGUGCAAAGGGCAGUUUCCGGGUAUCAGCCCUCUGUUUUGGGAACAUUUGCUGUGCAUCUUUUGGGAUUUCUCCGCACCUCCUGUCUUUUAUUUGUGAUAACUUACAUUCCAUAGUAAAUUAAUCUACAAAAAUCCUGCAGCCGCAACUAGAACAUGGAGUCACACAGAUAACAAGGGUGAAGUCUUUGCUGAAGAGAAGUUGAGCUCUGUGCUCAGUUUCAUCAGAGUCACUUCCUGAUGAUGACAGUAAACAUGGAUGACGGUCUUCAAAAUGGACCCGGACAGCACAGAAACUUGCAAGAUGACGAAGAGGCACUCAACUCCAUCAUGAAGGACCUGGCAGCCCUGGGUCGCCGCUACACCCAGCACAACAAGCCCAAGCACAGAACCUUACUCUACAAACAGGAUUUAAGAGUCAAGCUGGAGCAUGAAAGAGAAAAACGAAUCAUCCUGUUCCAGAGGCCGCUGAAGAUCAAGGAGCUGCUGCAGAAAGUGACUGAGGCCUUUGGCCAGCAGAUGGACAUGUUCUUUAUGGAGAAAGAGUUGCUGCUGCCCCUGAAGACUCAGGAGGACCUGGAUCAGGCGGUGCUGGCAUUGGGGUGCAGCUCGGGGACCAAUGGGCUUCUCAGGAUACUACUUAAGACCCCCAAGAAUAACCAUUACCUACAGGUAAACAGCAGGGACAAACAGAGCGAGAUGAGGUCAUCACGGUCACUCGGAGAUUUAAAAGGCACCUUGCUCAAGGGCUCAGAGAGGGUGCGCAAACACUCGACAGGUUCCCUGCACACAGGUCGGACGUCCCCGCCUCCAGGCAGCGUCCCUGAGGAACAGCAGCAGAUUGCUCGCCAGGGCUCCUACACCAGCAUUCACAGUGAAGGGGAGUUCAUCCCAGAGACCUUGGACCAAAAUAUGCCGGAUCCCUUUGGAAGCACUGACAAUUCACUGUCCAACUGCUGUCAAUCAAUCGAUGAAGCACUGGACAGCCCUCCUUUCUCACAGAACGACCGUGACAAUAAUUACCUGAACAUCAACUAUGAAUACAAAGGUCGCCAUGGGAAAGGAGGGACUUUCCCUCGUCAGUUCCAGUUGGCCAAUCGCAGCAAGGAUUAUGGAGACCGUCGCAGGACACUUCCACGGAGCUUUAUGCCGGCAGAGAACCUGUUCCAGUUGGUUCCCUCCAGUCGCACACGCAGUUAUAAUGGAGACAGCACCCUGCAAUAUAGCGACCUGCGCUCACUGGGCCGGACCACUGACAAGGGCUGCCAGCGUGGUACAGCCAAGUGCCCACGUGCACCAGUGAACUGGCGACAGGGAAAGCUCCUGGGGCGCGGGGCAUUUGGGGAGGUCUAUCUUUGCUAUGACGCUGACACAGGGCGUGAGCUGGCCGCCAAACAGGUGCCCUUUGACCCCGACUGUCAAGAAACCAGUAAGGAGGUGAAUGCUCUCGAGUGUGAGAUUCAGCUGCUGAAGAAUUUGCGUCAUGAGAGGAUUGUUCAGUACUAUGGUUGUCUUCGGGACCAUGACCAGAGAAAACUCACCAUAUUUGUGGAGUUUAUGCCUGGGGGCUCCAUAAAGGACCAGCUUAAAGCCUAUGGGGCUCUGACAGAGAAGGUGACAAGGAGAUACACCAGACAGAUUCUCCAAGGAGUCUCCUACUUGCACAGCAACAUGAUUGUACACAGAGACAUCAAAGGCGCUAACAUCCUGAGAGACUCCUCUGGGAACGUGAAGCUAGGGGACUUUGGAGCCAGUAAACGUAUCCAGACCAUCUGCAUGUCUGGUACUGGGAUCAAGUCUGUCACUGGCACCCCCUACUGGAUGAGCCCAGAAGUCAUCAAUGGGGAGGGAUAUGGACGGAAAGCUGAUGUAUGGAGUGUGGCCUGCACUGUUGUGGAGAUGUUGACCCAAAAACCUCCAUGGGCUGAGUAUGAGGCCAUGGCAGCCAUUUUUAAGAUUGCCACCCAGCCUACAAAGCCCAUGCUUCCAGAGAGCGUGUCUGACACGUGCAGGGACUUCCUGCGGCAGGUUUUUGUGGAGGAGAAGUGUCGGCCCACUGCAGAUGUUCUGCUCAGCCACCCGUUUGUCCAGGGCUGUUUCUGAGGCCUGCAGAAAUCCCUCCCCUCCCUUGCCUUGUGAGGCCUCCACGGCCCCAGCAACCUUCCCUCCUCUCUGGCCUGCCCCGUCCCCAGGGACCCCUCAUCACCAGGCUCCAGGGCUCACCACCACUCCGACUUCCUGCCCUGCCACCUAUCACCAGUGUCUGCCUUGUCAGGACCCCUGCAUUUCUCACCAACUAGCUCAACCAGGAUUAUUCACCGAGGGGCCAGGUUGACUGCUGUCAGAACUCUGGAGUCCUCCAAAGCAUCACAGCAAGGAGAGGACUGAAAAGAACACACUUAUCAAUCUCACAAGACACUGACUACUGCCCUUUAACAAGAGCAGGAAAAGUGACCCAAGGUAGAGAAAGGAGUGAAGUCAUCUACUGCCGCCGACCAGUGUCUAGGAUUGGCCAGACACUUUGUAAUUGUGAUUAACUGGUUACAUUGAUCACAUAUGGUAGUACUGUAAGUUACUCAUAAGCCUAAGUCAGCUGAGUGAAAUCAAGAUGGUAAAAUAUUUUUAUAUGACACAUAGACAUCUUAGCACAUUUGUUUUCUAGUGUCACCCAAAUGUAUUUUCAUCAAGGCCUUACAAUAAGAAUGUCUUUUUUAAAACAUCUUAGAGGGUUGCCGUUACCCUAUUUUGUCAGCAUUCACAACUGCAUUCAGAAGGACUUGCAUUGCACUUUUGAUAUCAUGCAGUGAAACAUGCAGGAUAUUUUUCUAUUUGAUGUAUUUUAAUAUUAUUUCAUAAAGAAGACUGUCUAGUUUGUUCCAGUGUAAAGAUGAAAAAACAAACUUUGCAUUAGUGUACAAUGACUGUUAAGCAAUACCAACAUUACUUUUGGAGCCUGUGACAUCCAUUCCAGCUUCCUAUACAACGAGCCUCACUCUGUUCAGAAGUGGCCAAAGAAAAGUUGCAUAGACAGAAGCUUUUUUUUAAAGUUCAUAAUUAGACAUGUUGGAUUGCUUUGUCACUAUAGCCAUCUCAAUGUCAUGGCAGCUUUACGCACAACAGACUGCAGAGACCAAACCAGAUACAUUGACAACAAAUUAUGUUACUAUAAGAAGACCAUGACAUAAGAACGAAGUGUCUCACUUGUGUUUAUUUUGUUGUAAUCCAGUCACCUCCUGCCUUUGCUUUGCUUUCCACACUAUAUGAAGGGGUCAGUUAAUUACCACUUGACAGCUGUAUAUAAUGUCAUGUGACCUAUAUGUCACCAAAUAGGGUCAAGCUGGGAAGACAGAGCUAAACGGUGUAUUCUUUAUAGUGGAGAUGAGAUGAAAAUCAGACUUGGGGGACUGAUGUUGGACAUUUAGUGGCUCGCUAUAAAUCAGUGGCACUUAAAGAAUGAUCAAAUCUGUUUUGACCCUUGUCAGUGCCUUAUAUGAAUGUGCUUGUAAACGGUGUUCACUGCCAAAGCAGAAAGCUUCUUGAUAAGGUGAGCAACUGUUUACUGAAGAUUUUAUAUGGAAAAAAGAUUAUACUGUAAAUACAUAUUGUUCUGCACUUUUGUAUGAAAUUUCUUUUACAUUAUAUAUAAAUCUGAUUUUAAAAAUGAUGUAAUACAGUAGACUGUACUGUGAUUUAGGAGCAUGUCUCUUUGAGAGCUGGUUGGCAGUAUGAAAAGUAUGGGAGGCUUUUGAUUGGGACCGUUCGUUCUGUCUUAAUGACAAAGUCUUGAAAGUAUCAAGUCACUGAUCUUUUGUACAUUUAACUUAUUAAAACA
Molecule: messenger RNA, 3922 nt
Organism: Monopterus albus (swamp eel)
Lineage: Eukaryota; Metazoa; Chordata; Actinopteri; Synbranchiformes; Synbranchidae
Gene: map3k22
Product: mitogen-activated protein kinase kinase kinase 22
Exons: 18
Coding region: 331-2193 (620 amino acids)
Biological process (GO): protein phosphorylation
Molecular function (GO): protein kinase activity; protein binding; ATP binding
Source: RefSeq, a predicted model, not a curated record